Messenger RNA from Rhipicephalus sanguineus (brown dog tick), 794 nucleotides. Its product is annotated as lethal(2)neighbour of tid protein 2-like. Gene Ontology annotation, molecular function: dol-P-Man:Man(5)GlcNAc(2)-PP-Dol alpha-1,3-mannosyltransferase activity. Gene Ontology annotation, cellular component: endoplasmic reticulum. The record is from RefSeq and is a predicted model, not a curated record. The transcript is spliced from 3 exons. NCBI's taxonomy places the organism in Eukaryota, Metazoa, Arthropoda, Arachnida, Ixodida, Ixodidae. Bases 167 to 682 code for a protein of 171 amino acids.
UGCGUUCGGCGGCCGGUUCUCACCUCUCUGUGAUGUGGCGCAUUGGCAUUGCACGAGUGGUUUUUCAUUUUUGCCUGUGAAGCUUUUUGAAAUGCUCUGUGAACGGUAGCAGCGCUGUCUUCGGCGCUAAGCGCAGUGCACCUGCUGAUCCAACGCGCUGAUAAGAAUGGCGCCUCCGCGGACUGUUGGAAAGAGAAGUCAACAUCAGCGGAGAGGGAAUUUCGUCCUUUCUAGGCACCUGCGAGCCACGUUCAACUGCAUCAUGAACGACCUCCGCAAUUUCAGCUUGUGGCAGUUUGUGAACGAUCCGGGAAUUGUUUACCUAGUGGUGCCGUUUCUUUUAAUCAUUGAAUUUAUCGUGAACAUCACAGUUAUCGGCAGGGUACCGUACACCGAAAUUGACUGGAGAGCUUAUAUGCAAGAAGUGGAAGGAGUGCUGAAUGGCACUUACGACUACGCUCGUCUUAAAGGGGACACAGGACCACUUGUGUAUCCUGCAGGCUUUGUAUACAUCUUCGUGGCUCUGUACUACAUCACUGGCCAUGGGACAAACAUUCUGCUCGCCCAGUAUCUGUACGCGGGCCUCUACCUCUUCACCCUGUGCCUCGUAUUCAGUUUAUACAACAAGACUUGCAAGGUGCUCCAUCACUCUGCAUGUAUAAACAUUCUCAAUUUAACCUAGGCAGUUCACGCACCUUUGAGCAUUUCUUAUUUCACUGUUUCUGAAUGCCUCCUUCAUAACAUGGUUGUUAUUUUGAUUAACCCUUUACAGACUGAAACCCUUUCCCACCUUC